UGAGUUCAUUUCAGAUUCGUUCCAUCGUUCGACGGAGCAGGUCGUGUUGUUUCGUUAGGCGUUCGUACGUAGAUAAAAACAAAGCUAUGGUGUGGUGAAAAGUGUUUACUGUUUUAAGGAUUAAUCGAUUUGGAAUCUCCUCGAGAAUCUCAUACUGAUUGCUGUGAAGUGAUUGGAAAGAAACGAACCAACAACCCAAACCAUGUUCAGCAGCUCGCCGGAAAAGCAGUGGGCGCGAACGUUCGCCAGCAUCAAGGCGGCCCACGAUGAAGCGUACCGCAUAAUCGAGCGUGCCAUCAAGCUGGAGGAACGCGAGCGACCCGAUUUGGCCCUGCAGGACUACAAGAAUGGAAUACGGACCAUCGACGAAGCGCUGGCCAUUCCGGUGGAAAUUCCGGACAACUUCCAAAAGGACGAAAGCUGGAACAAGGCGGUCAAGAUGAUCCACAAGAUGAAGUGUACCCGCGGGGAAGUGCUGCAACGGAUUGGCCAGAUUGGCAGCCAGAUGGACCAACAGGAAGCGGAAGCGGCGAAGAAUGGAGAGGCUGGUGCAGCAGCAGCUGCUGGUGCUGUCGGGGGAGGUGAUAACUUGAGACCCAGGACGUACAACGAACUGGCUCAGGCGCUACGUGAGAUGCAGUGCAGUAACGAACAGGUUGGGGGUCCAAAUAUUUUGGAAUUGUUGUUCUCCUGCGACGGGGUUAAAAUGUACUACAUCGAACCGGACGGAGUUGUUUCGAGGACGCUGGACGACUCUACGCUACGGAUUGUGCGAAUCGAGAAGGACGACGUUAAGAAGUUGGAGAGUACGGUGUUUCUGCAGGUCAUCCCAACGUCGGCUUCUACCCGGAUCGAAAACGCCGAAGAACCAUUGGACCAAGCUGUGGAGGCCCAAGAAGGCUUUGUGGUCGUUAGCCCUGUGGAAGAGCAACGCGGAAUCGAUCCGUCCUUCAUUUACCCACUUAUCCCAGGGGUGUCUCCUUGCUAUCGCACAGAAUACGGUGCAUUUAUUAUUCCGGAUUUGACCUCGGAGUAUGGCCGAACCAUCGGAUUGGUGGUCCCCCAGGAAGCGGAUGAAAUUGUGUUGGAAAUAUUCAUCGCUUUCCUCCACGGUAUUGUCAGCCAAGGCGGAGCCGUUCGGUUUGGCAUUCCUAGAGAGAAGCGGAGCACAAGCGCCACCGUCUCGGCAAACAUCAUCAAGGGGGCAUUCUACGUAUCCAAGGGCUUGGUGAAAGGCGCCGAGAAAACAGGCGAGUUCAUCUCCUACAGCACACCAUAUCUCAUUUCGAAGAUCCGCAAAACCCCAGAAGAGGGUCCAGCACAAGUGCCAAGCAACGUCAAAACGGGCAUCGAAAUAGCCAAGUCCGUGACCGGCACAGCAGUAAACGUUACCAGCUACGUGGCGGGAAAAGUCGGAUGCGCCACCAUGGCUCUGGGACGAUUCCUAGCCCCGCACAUCCAGAAGCACGGUUCGGAUCUCCUAUCGUACAGCACCGGGAUCAGCCAAGAAGACGCUUCGGAGAAGGUCCAAGGAGCGCUAACUAUCUGCGCCGGGGCCGUUGAAGGUUUCGGAACCGUCUACGCCGGGUUGGAGAAGUCCGCAUCCAUCCUGGGAGGUAGCCUGAGUAACAGCACUGUGCAAAUCGUGCAGCACAAAUACGGACCGGAUGCCGGACAGGUGGUGGGAAGUUCACUGGAUACGGUCGGAAACGUGAUCAACGUGAGCCACAACAUGAACUACAUGACGCCGAAGGGGAUUGCCAAGCGGACGGCCAAGAAUGCCGGCAAAGCACUGGUGGCCGGUUAUAGACCGUCGAUUCCCGAGGUGGACAAUGAGGCAGGAGAGGGGCCAUCUAAUGGGGUCGUAACGUCGCAACAGCGAGUAGUGCCGGCGGCGGUUUUGUAUCCAGAUUUGUCCGAGUUGGCCAAGGAGGUGCAGAAAGGGGAAAAGUUCUAAUAGGGUUUCUGGAUAGUUUUGGGCCAUUUGAAUGUGAUCAAUGCAGUUGGCUUCUCUUGUACAAUAAUUUAAUUAUAGUUGAUUGAAAUUGGCUGUUUUACUUCCAUGGGCUACGAAUCUCAAUAAUAAAGUCACGACAAAAAUGUUUGAAAGAAUGAAGAUAGCAUUGAUAUUAGGAAUCUCAGAUAUUUUGAAAAUGCAUUAUAAGGUAAUAUAACGGCUUGAAAUAAUGGUUUGCUAAACAUAUAAUACAACGUUAUGCAUGUUAGAGUUGCAUAGUUCUGAACCAUUUAACGUAUGUUAAGGCAUCCAUUUAUUUUUUCACCAUGAAUGUCAGUGUUCGUCAAAUGGUUCAGAAGGUUUUUGCAUUUGUACUCGUCAUAUUUGUACUCUGGAAAUAAACAUGAUACAUAUAACUGAAA
Messenger RNA from Aedes albopictus (Asian tiger mosquito), 2379 nucleotides. Its product is annotated as protein spartin. Bases 203 to 1957 code for a protein of 584 amino acids. The transcript is spliced from 3 exons. The record is from RefSeq and is a predicted model, not a curated record. Gene Ontology annotation, biological process: negative regulation of BMP signaling pathway; cell division. NCBI's taxonomy places the organism in Eukaryota, Metazoa, Arthropoda, Insecta, Diptera, Culicidae. Gene Ontology annotation, cellular component: plasma membrane.